Messenger RNA from Mus musculus (house mouse), 4684 nucleotides. It is a transcript of the gene Trim30c, whose product is annotated as tripartite motif-containing 30C. Lineage: Eukaryota; Metazoa; Chordata; Mammalia; Rodentia; Muridae. The record is from RefSeq and is marked validated. Gene Ontology annotation, biological process: positive regulation of DNA-templated transcription. Gene Ontology annotation, cellular component: cytoplasm. The transcript has 8 exons. Bases 195 to 1736 code for a protein of 513 amino acids. Gene Ontology annotation, molecular function: zinc ion binding.
GUCAUUUGGUUGGUGUUUGAAGGUGUGAGAACAAUAUUAGACUGCAGAGUUGGGAGGAAUUUAGAAGAAAGCACUGUCUCUGCUUUGUCCUUCCUUGAUCUCUACAAAGUGUGGAUUCUGCUCCUCCACUUCUUACAUGGCCCUUUUAACCAUCCCUAUCAUGCAGGGACCUAGAAAGACACAGAAUCACAGCAAUGAUGGCCUCCUCAGCUCUGGCAAUGGCAAAGGAAGAGGUGACCUGUCCAAUCUGUCUGGAGCUUCUGAAGGAACCUGUGAGCACUGAUUGUGGUCACAGCUUCUGCCAAACCUGUAUCAUACUGAACUAUGUGUCCAACAGAAGAAUGGAUGGGGUAGGCAGCUGCCCUGUGUGCCGGGUUGGUUACCUGUUUGAGAAUCUGAGACCUAAUCAAAACAUGAUCAACAUAGUAAAAAGGAUCAAAGAGUUGAAGUCUAUCCCAGAGGAGAAGGAGAAAGUGUUUUACUGUGCACAACAUGGAGAGAAACUCAAGCUCUUCUGUAAGGAGGACAGGAUGGCCAUCUGCUGGGUUUGUGAGAGAUCUCAGAAGCACCGUGGUCACCAGACAGCUCUCAUUGAAGAGGUGGACCAGGAGUACAAGGAGAAGCUGCAGGCAGCUCUGAAGAAGCUGAUGGAAAAUGAAAAAAGAUGUGAUAAAUGGCAGGAUGACCUUCAGCAACAGAGAGCUGACUGGGAGAAUCAAAUACAGCGUGAUGUGGAAUAUGUUCAGAUGGAGCUUAAAGGACUAAGAGACCUCCUGGACUCCAAGGAGAAUGAGGGGCUGCAGGAGCUGAAGAAAGAGAAGGAAGAGGUUAUGGAAAAGCUGGAAGAGUCUGAAAAUGAGCUAAGGGAGCAGACAGAGUUGGUGAGAGACCUCAUCUCAGAUGUGGGACAUCAGUUGGCGCUCUCAACCAUGGAAAUGCUGCAGGGCAUGAAUUCUGUUCUAACAAGGAUUCAGGUCCUGAGACUGAAACAGCCUCAAACUAUCCCCCCAAAAAGAAGAAGAACAUACCAAGUUCAGGAUCAAGUUCAGGAUCUGAAUGUCAUGCUGCAAGCAAUUCAAGGGCUCAUGUAUGUCCGACGAUAUUGGGUUCAUGUGACUCUCUAUGCAAACAACCAUGCAGUAAUUGCCAUUAACAAAGAAAAAAGACAAAUACAACAUACAAGUUACUAUAAAAGGAAUCUGCAAAUUUCUAAGACCUAUAACUUGGGUGUCCUGGGAUAUCCAGCUAUCUGCUCAGGGAAACAUUACUGGGAAGUAGACGUGUCUAGAAAAAAGACCUGGAUCCUGGGAUUAAAUGAUGGACUGUGUGUUCAACCUCAACUUCAUUCUAUAAGUGAAAUGGGCUUCAAAGUCAAAUAUAAUUCUAGUGUGAAACAAUGUGGUAAUUAUCAGCAUAAAUAUGGCUACUGGGUUAUAGGGAUGAAGAAUUGGUCUGUAUACAAUGCCUCUGAUGAGUGUUCUGUUACCCACAAUUCCAGUGUUUUGGCCCUCUCUCUGUCUGGUCCUCCCAGUCGUGUUGGAGUUUUCCUGGACCGGGAAGCUUGUACUCUCUCAUUUUAUGAUGUUUCUAACUUUGGAGCUCUCAUCUAUAGGUUCUAUGAACCUUUCUUCCCUCAUACAGUCUAUCCAUAUUUUAAUCCUAUGGAAUGUUCAGAGCCAAUGACAGUAUGUGGGCCAUCCUCAUCAAUCUCUGUGGAAACACAGUCAAAAGAAUGACCCAUGGCAAACAUUGCCUUGGGACCUGUGAGAGCGACCACAGAAAAUAAGCUGGAGGGCCUUUUGCCUCAAGGACAUUUUGUUCCUUAGAUUGUUCUUGGAAAUGAUUUUUUAUUUCCUGCAACCAGCAUUUGCAUUCAGCCUAUAAGAUACGUUUACUCUUGUUGAAUGUUAGAACAUAGCUAUAGAAUCCAUUUCUGUGAGAGUAUAUGCUGAGUGCUAGCCUCAAUAUAUGCUGAUUCUAGACAUGGCCUUGUGCCUUGAUUUCUGGCUUUCCCAGUUAUAAUCUAUAGUAUAGUGUAGACCAUCAUGUUUAAAUUUGUCUGUCCUAAGAAAGUUGUGGGAAAGGGUUACUCUGUUAAUAUUUAGUAUAUGCUUACUGGCAUUUAUUUACAUGUUUUUAUAAUUAUAUUAUUCUGAACUCAAACAAUCUUCCUUAAAGUGUUGCUUUCUUUUUUACAUUCAUGUCUAAAAACACAGUGAAACUGAAGUGAAGUUGACUGUAGCAUUAGAGUGUAGGCCUCACCACCACCCUCAUUUAUUAAGGUCUUCAAAUCUCAGGUCUUGCAGAGAGAUCUGCCAAGGUGGGCAAAGGUCUACACCUCUUCCUUUUGUGGUACUAGAGAUGGAAGCUAUGACCUUCUACAUUCUGAGAAGAGGCUCCACCAGAGAGCUUCUUGCCUCAGAGCUGUCAGGUCUCCAUAACCCAAUUCUUUCUGUCACUGACAAAAGAUGAAAGAAAGUUCUUCUUCAACUUGUCUAGCACUUUAGAAAAUUAAAUAUGAGUCUCUCACUAAGGAAUGGGUCUUAGCAGAAGGUCAGUUUAACCACAAUGCUCGUGUUUCAUCAAAGAGUUAAGAAGGAACCUCCCAAAUAACAUCCACUAAGACCAGGUGUUUAGAGUAUCCAGGUUCUAAUCCUGCCUCUCCACAUAGCAGUGUAACCCUGAAUAACAUCCUCUAAAGCCUAUGUUUGCUUGGGUUUAUCUUUUUUGUCUCAUUUUUGAGUGUGUGUGUGUGUUACAAUUUUGGUAUAAAUGGUGACUCUAUAUUGUACAUCAUUGUAGUAAAAUAAAUUUGGGAUCUUCAGAAGACUCCAAGAAAAAGAACCCUUUCUUCCAAGAGUGACAAUCUGAGUUCUUUUACUCAGUCCUAGAAGUUGGCAGCCAACUCUAAUAGAGUAUUCUCAUCCUCCACACACAUGCAGUAGGACACAUAGGCUAAAACACCUAGACAAAUACAAAAUGAAUUGUGAGAUUUUUAGUAAGAGAAGAAGUACAAUGUGUAUAAUGCAUCCACUGCUCACUCAGCAAAUGGUAGUUGUGCUAAUUACUGGGAAGACAUGCUGUACUAGUGUUGCAUGCAGCAGUGGACAAAUGGGUGAACUAAGACUUGGCUCUCCUCAUGUGUUGCUAUUAGAUCCUGUAAACUGUCAUCAGGGCUCCUCAAACAUGUUAUAAAUAUCUAUUAAUAUUUUGGGGUUUUACAUUUAUUUUCUGAGAGACUUUUUUAGCUACAUUUGUUAACAUGUAAGUGAAAUUCAAUGAUUAUGCAUUUUUUAAUUAAUCAUUUUAUGUAUUUACACUCCAAAUAUUGUUUCCCCUCCUGGUCCCCCAUCCCAGUGUGUUUCACCCCAUGCCAUUUCUCCUUUGCUGCUGAGGGAGAGGACCCCAACACACUUUCCUACUCCCAUCCUACCAACACCACAUCUGGUAUAUUCCUAACAUAGAGCAUCAAGUCUCUACAGGAUUAAGCAUGUUCUCUUCUAUUGAGGCCAAACAAGGCAGUCCUCUGCUAUUUAUGAUGUGCCAUGGCCACAGACCAGCUCCUGUAUGCUCUUUGGUUGGUAGCUUAGUCUCUGGGAACUCUUCGGGGUCAGGGAUAGUUGAAACUGUUGGUCUUCCUAUGGGAUAGCCAUCCCCUCUAGCUCCUUCAGUCCUUCCCCUAUCUCUCUUUUUUUUUUUUCAACUUGGCACUGGACAUUUUGUUUGUUUGUUUGUUUGUUUUUAAGUUUAGAGAAAGAAUUGUAUUAAAGUUUUGAAAAACUAUGUUUGGUAUACAUUUCCCCAAACUUUUGCCCUGCAGAUUUUCUUUUUUUCUUUUUUUUCUUUUUUUUUUUUUAAUUAGGUAUUUUCCUCAUUUACAUCCCCGACCUCAGUCCAAUGGUUGACUGUAAGGAUAUGGGUUCAUCUCAGUCAGCUGAUGUAGAGUCUCUUAGAGGACAGCCAUACUAGGAUCCUAUCUGCAAGCACAACAUGGCAUCAGUAAUAGUGUCAGCAUUUUGUGCCUGAGCAUGCGAUAGACCCCAAGUUGGGCCGGUCACUGAAUGGCCUUUCCUUUUUUCUAUGCUUCAUUUUUGUCCUUGCAUUUCUUUUAGACAGGAACAAUUUUGGCUCAAAAGUUUUGAAGGCCCCCAUGACUCCACUGGGGGCCCAGUCUAUCUACUGGAGAUGGUCUCUUCAGGUUUCAUCUCUCCACUGUUGGGCAUUUUCAAAAUUUCCUUCCUUUGUCAUGGGGUCUCCCCCAUUGAGUCCUAGGAGCCUUUUACAUUCCAGGUUUCUAGAGCUUUCUAGAGCUUUUUCCCUCAGCCACCACCCCAAGCAGAUGCAUAUUUCUAUUAAUUCUCCUGGCACACCAAGCUUCUCUGCUGUCUUCCCCAUACCUGGUUCUGUACCCCUUUCCCCUCCCCCUUUCCUCUUCCACCCAGGUCCCUCCCUCUCACUGCCUCCUAUGAUUAUUUUGUCCCCCCCUUCAAAGUGAGAUUUACAGUCAUUGAUAAUGAUGACAAUGAUACCAAUAAUCCUUACCCUUGGUUGCACUGUGAAAUAUAAACAAUAGAAUGUCUUGGAACUUACAUUGUUUCUGCCAUGUAAAUGGUAUCUGAUAUGGUAUCUGGUAAGUUUUGUCUCUCUUUUGAUGUGGCGAUAAUAAAGUAUUAUUCAGAUCUGC